Messenger RNA from Protopolystoma xenopodis, 966 nucleotides. NCBI's taxonomy places the organism in Eukaryota, Metazoa, Platyhelminthes, Monogenea, Polystomatidea, Polystomatidae. The record is from the annotation of a GenBank genome assembly.
AUGGCAAAAUUCUUACAAGAGACAUUGGUUAAAACGAAAGGCUCUGGUCCUAGUCCUCAGACUGGUCUGACUUUGAAUCAAUUUCAUGAUUUACUCAAGCAGGUUCGUGAAUCCGGCCGACUGGCUGAUCCUAAAGAUAUUGCUCGAUUUUCUGCGUUGUUUGAAGAUAAUGUCACGCUUGAGUCACUUGACAGAAAGCACCUCAAGGCAUUGUGCUCACUUUUGGAAGUCUCUUCGAUAGGACCCAGUCGGCUCCUUCGCUUUCAACUUGGCUUGCGAGUCAGACAACUUAAAGCAGAAGACUUGCUUGUCCGCAAGGAAGGUGUGGAUAAAAUACCUCCUUGGGAACUUCAAAGCCUUUGUCGUGAACGGGGUAUGCGUGCAAUAGGUAUGACUGAGGAACGGUUACGGACCCAACUUCGUCAAUGGCUGGAGCUUCACUUAGAGAAGAAUGUUCCGAUUACCCUUCUGUUAAUUUCGCGUGUUAUGUAUCUCACAGAAACUUUGCUUCCGGAUGCACAACAACUACAGCUGGUGAUAGCUAAGCUCCCCAAAGCUGUUUCAGAACAGGUUGUUAUCAAUGUGGUAGAGGCCUCUUCUCCGGAUGCCCUCGACGUGCACACUAAGAUUGAAAUUCUGAAACAAGAGCAAAAGAAUAUUAAGGAAGAGCGAAAGGCUAAAUUAGCGGAAGCUGCGGAAGAAGCUAUGAUCGCAUCUGCUUCGGCAUCUAAGCUGAAAAUACAUACUAAUUUAGAACUUUCUGACAAAGCACCACUCCUGAAAGGCUUAAAGGAUGAAGUACUUGCCAAUGCUGAAACUAAUGAAUCCCGAGAAAUUGCAGAUUCGGCCUCCAAUGUUGCACCACUUGCUGGUGCUCGUCAGACUAUACUUGCUGGUCAUGAAAUCGGUCCUGGGGCCGCAAGUUCAUUGCCCAAAUUAAAAUUAAAGGAUGAGCUGGAGCCCGUU